This is a messenger RNA of Aureobasidium vineae, 1755 nucleotides long. NCBI's taxonomy places the organism in Eukaryota, Fungi, Ascomycota, Dothideomycetes, Dothideales, Saccotheciaceae. The record is from the annotation of a GenBank genome assembly.
AUGGCUGAAAAGCUCGAUCAAGCCGUGACCAGGGAGGUCCUCCCAACAAUGAACGAACUCGACCGCGAGAAGACCGGCUGCCUCGCCGAAGCUGUCUACGAAUCGACCGCCAUUGAGCAUGAACUGGGUACCUGGGAGGCCAUCAAGGUCUACAGACCUGCUGUUCUCUGGUCGCUCGGCUACUCUUGCUGCGUCAUCAUGGAGGGCUAUGACACCAAUCUCCUCUCCAACUUCUUCGCCUAUCCUUCCUUCCUGAUCAAAUACGGUAACUGGGUUGGAAUCACUCCCUCGACUCCUGUCGGCUAUCAACGUAUGUUCUCACGGCUCCAACUCGGGAAACCGCUUCUAACAAUUGAUUAUANNGUCACUGCGGCUUGGCAAGCUGGUGUCUCCCAAGGCGGUGGUGCUGGAUCAAUCAUCGGAUGUCUCCUCAGUGGUCUUCUUGUCUCUCGAUAUGGAUCCCGCAAAGUCACAAUGGGCGCGCUCAUGGCUCUGAUGUGCUUCAUCUUCAUUGUCUUCUUUGCGCCCAGCUUGCCCGUUCUCGCUGUUGGCGAAGUCCUUUGCGGCAUCCCAUGGGGUAUCCUGGCCACCACCUCUCCAGCCUACGCUUCCGAAGUACUCCCACCUUCCCUUCGUACCUACCUUACAUCCUGGACGAACAUGUGUUUCAUCCUUGGUCAACUAGUCUCGGCUGGCAUCCUCAAGGGUCUUUCGACACGCAUUGACGAGUGGGGCUACCGCAUUCCCUUUGCCAUUCAGUGGAUUUGGCCCUGUUUCCUGAUUCCUCUUGUCUACUUCUCGCCCGAAUCUCCCUGGUAUCUUGUCCGCGUGGGCAAGCACGCAGAAGCUGAAGCGUCUCUUCGUCGCCUCCAGUCAAGCGCCCAUCCAUCUGCUGUCAACCCUCAAAACACCCUCGCUACCAUCGUCUACACCGACAACCUGGAGAAGGAGCUUUCCGUGGGCACAAGCUACUUCGAUUGUUUCAAGGGCACCGAACUCCGCCGCACAGAGAUCGCCUGUUUGUGCUUUGCUGGCCAGAUUCUUUGCGGCAUUUGCUUCGCCUACAACUCGAGCUACUUCUUCUCUCAGGUCGGCAUGGGCACGUCUGCAACCUACUCUCUUGCUCUUGGCGGCACCGCUCUCGCCUUUGUCGGAUGCAUCUGUAACUGGCUUAUCCUCAUGCCUCGCUUCGGUCGCCGCACAAUUUACAUCUGGGGUAUGGGCGGCAUGUUUGUCAUUCUCAUGAUCAUCGGUAUCCUCAACAAAUGGACACACAACCACCAAAUCGCUAUGACUCAAGCUAUCCUCACUCUUGCCUGGACAUUCAUCUUCCAGCUCUCGGCGGGCCAGCUUGGCUGGGCUCUCCCUGCCGAAAUGGGAUCCACCCGUCUGCGCCAAAAGACUAUCUGCCUUGCUCGUGACGCUUCUAACCUUACUGGUCUCGUUGGUGGCACACUUCAGCAAUACAUGAUGAACCCCGAAGCAUGGAAUCUCAAGGGUUACACUGGAUUUGUCUGGGCCGGCACUUGCUUUGGCAUGUUUGUGUGGUCAUACUUCCGUCUUCCCGAGACUUGGAACCGCACGUAUCACGAACUCGACAUUAUGUUUGCGAGAAAGGUGCCUGCUCGCCAAUUUGCUUCCACUGUUGUUGAUGCUUUCGAGUCUGAUGGUUCGGAGGAGGAUCUUGUUUCCAAGGCUGCUAAAAAUGCUGCUAGAGAUGCUAUUAGGACUGGAUCUAUCACUUACCAGCCUUGA